GUAAGAAUAGAUAUUUUUUGUACAUAGCUAUGAAGAAUACUGAUGAUAAACCACAGUAAUCUGUUUUUAAUUUAAUAAUUAAAAUAUUUAAAAUUACGUAUAGCAAAUUUUCGCGAGUGUGCCAAUAGCAGAAAAACCAUUUGUUUAUUUUUUUAGUGAAUAUGCUUGUUGUUCAACAUGUAUUAAAACAAUUGAAAAAACAACAAAUAUUUAUUUUCAACUUUCUUUAUAAAGAAAUAAAACGACAUGAUUCAUCAUCAUCGUUGGGAUACGAAAUUAUUAAACCAUGGCAAGUAUCAAAAAUGAGACAAGUUCCUGAUUAUAUUCCAAAACCAUCGUACUAUAAGACAUCUAUACCUCUAGAAAUAAUUGAAAAAAUAGAAAUUAAAAAUGAUCAUCAGAUUGAAAAAAUGAAAAAAAGUUGUAAACUAGCUAAACAUGUUUUAAAUCAAGUUAAAUUAUUAAUUAAGCCUGGAAUUACAACAGAUCAAAUAGAUGAACAAGUUCAUAAUAUGAUUAUAAAUAAUGGAGCAUAUCCAAGUCCUUUUAAUUAUAAAGGAUUUCCCAAAUCAAUUUGUACAAGCAUAAAUAAUGUCGCUUGUCACGGUAUUCCUGAUAAUCGUCCCCUCAAAAAAGGAGAUAUUCUCAAUGUUGAUGUUACAGUAUAUCUUGAUGGAUAUCAUGGUGAUUGUUCUGAAAUGUUUGUAGUAGUAGAAACUGAUGAAAAUGCUAAUAAACUUAUAAAGACUGUAGAAAAGUGUCUCAAUGCUGCCAUAAAAAUUUGCAAGCCAAAUGAAAAAUUCAGUAGUAUUGGGAAUAUUAUCGAAGAAACUUCCUAUCAAGAUCAAUUUUCAGUAAUUCCUGUACUUGCAGGUCAUGGAAUUGGAUCUUAUUUCCAUGGUCCUCCGGAUAUUUUACAUUUUGCAAAUGACUACUCUGGAGAAAUGCAGCCUGGAAUGACAUUUACAAUAGAGCCCGCUUUAAGUGAAGGCGAUACUCAAGUUGUUCUUCUUAAUGACGGUUGGACCGUUGUUACAUUUGAUAAUUCAAGAACUGUACAAAUGGAACAUACUAUUCUUAUAACAAAUCACGGUUGUGAAGUACUUACAGUAUCAUAAAUGUUUUUUUCUUUUUUUUUACAUAUUUAUAAGAAC
Messenger RNA from Chelonus insularis, 1154 nucleotides. RefSeq names its product methionine aminopeptidase 1D, mitochondrial. Gene Ontology annotation, molecular function: metalloaminopeptidase activity. NCBI's taxonomy places the organism in Eukaryota, Metazoa, Arthropoda, Insecta, Hymenoptera, Braconidae. The record is from RefSeq and is a predicted model, not a curated record. The transcript has 6 exons. The coding region runs from base 162 to 1118 and encodes 318 amino acids. Gene Ontology annotation, cellular component: mitochondrion. Gene Ontology annotation, biological process: proteolysis.